Messenger RNA from Paramecium pentaurelia, 2151 nucleotides. NCBI's taxonomy places the organism in Eukaryota, Ciliophora, Oligohymenophorea, Peniculida, Parameciidae. The record is from the annotation of a GenBank genome assembly.
AUGAAUAAUUAUUUUAGAGAAACAAUCAUACUGAAGAAGAAGAAUAGUUCUUCUGCAGAUACAGAAGAUUUUUUUCGUUAUGCCAAUCCUAAACAAACUCAACCGACCUAAGUAACUGAUUAAAAUUAAUGGACUAUCUAAUAAUGUGAUUCAGAAAUAUUGUCAGACAUAGAAACUCCUGCAAAAUCUAGGAUGGCUGAUUCAAUCAUUAAAGAAUUUGAAUUAGAAAAUAGUGCUAAUGUAGGAUCAAAUAAUAAACAAUCGAGACCUAAUAUUGAUGUCAUUAAUGAAGCAUUAUCAUCUAAAUAUAGAUUAAGAGGGGAAAAUGAAACACUAUUAUUUAUUAUGAUAGGCACUUAUAUAAUAAAUAUUAGUCUUCAUUUGGAACAUAUGCUUUCUCCUAGAUAACAUGAUUAUAAAAAGUAUAUUGGACUAUUAGUAGAUUUCAUAACAAGUCUUUAUUAUAUAUAUGAUAGUUAUUACAAGUAAAUAAAUAUCUUAAAUUAUUAAGAGUUAAGAAGAUGGAGAGUGAUUUUCAUAUAAAUAUAAUUUUGCAUUUGCUAAGUGGUCCAGUUUAAUUAUUUUUGAAUGUUGCAUAUUUCAUGUAAUUUCAUUAAUUUUGCUGGUUUUCAAUAAUAUUAAAAUCGUUAAAAUUGUUUGCAACUAAUUUUUAAAAGUAAAAUUUAUCCGAUAUUUAUAAUACUUUUGUAAAUAGUUUACCUUUAAUAUUCACAUCAAUAGUAAUUUAUUUUGUAUUUACAUAUUUAUGUACUAUUCUAUAUUGUGAUGUUAAUAGACAUUAUUUUAAGAAUAUAGGAGUUAGUGCAUUUACUUUAUUAUAGAUAUUAACUAUAGAUGGAUGGGGUGAUAUAACUAAAUAAUUAUUACCAAAAACUGGUAUCUCAGUAAUAGUCUUAAUAUUCUCUUUUAUAACUAUUUUGGCAAUGUUUUUUUGGUUUUUAAUUUAAGCAUUUUAAAUUGAUGUUAUGAUAUUAGAUGAAUUAGUUAAAUAAGGCAAAGUAGAUAUUGAUGAAUAAUCUAUAUCUCGUAGAUCAUAAAAUUUAUUACCUUAAAAAUAUUAUUCAAUUAUAUUUGGAAAAUAAUAAUCAAGAAUUGUUCUUCUUGUGUGGAUAAUUCAAUUAUUUUAUGCAAAUAUGUAGAAUAAACUUAAUAGUAUUAAUGAUUUUCAUUAUAUUUGCUUUCAUAUAUUUGUAUCACUCAUUUAUACAUUACAUUGGAUUGCAGUAAUAGUUUUGAAAGAUAUUGAAGCAUAUAAUUCAUAUUAUUCAAACAUUUAACUUACAUUUCAUGUACUUUCAGGACCAAUUGCUUUUUGUUAUUCACUUUUAGAAUUGAUAACUACUCAAUAAAUUAAAUACAGUCCAAUCCUUAUAAUGUUUAAAAUCUUAACAAAUCCAAGUAUUAGAGAUAUUAGUUAUAUUGCCAUUAGAGUUCUAUCAUCUUCCCUUUCUCCAUAUAUCCUUAUGCUUAUUUUAACAUUGAUUGUUAUGGGAAUAAUUAAAUCUUCAUAUCAUUCAUUUGAAUCAAUAAAUUUAUUAGAUACAUUACUUAUUUAUUUGUAAACUCUAACUUUAGAUGAUUGGGAUGGUAGUUUAUCUAAAGGAUUUGUAUAAAAAGGUCAUUUUUUUGCUGCUUUUAUUAUUAUGUUUUAUAUUUUAGUGUGUUAAUUUUUACUCAUUCCUGCAUUUAUGGCUUAAGCAUGUGAAAUAUUUUAGGUACAAUUAACAUUCAUAUAAAUAGUAAAUUUUAGGAAUUUCAUUUAAACCUAGAUUAAAUUAAGAUGGUGAUUUGAAUUUAUAUCAAUAUACUGAUACAAAUGUAGAAACUAUAGUAAAACGUUAAUCACCUAGAGUUUUUAAAAUCAAUUAAUCAAGAAAUCUAAUAUAUCUAUUACUUAAAUAUUAAAGAGCACUUUUUUCAUAUGAAAAUACAAUUCAUCGUAAAUUAUUAAUAUCACUCUAUGGAUAUCUCACAAAUAUUGGCAAUUUACAUUUUCCUAAAUUCAGUUAAUUAACAAAAUCAGAAUAAAGUAUACUUAAAACUACUAAAUCAUCAAAAGUUAUUAUAGAAUUUAAAAACUAAUCAAUUGAAGUUGAUUCAAAUCAGAUUUAAUUUGUUUAUUUACCUUGA